Molecule: messenger RNA, 960 nt
Organism: Brenthis ino (lesser marbled fritillary)
Lineage: Eukaryota; Metazoa; Arthropoda; Insecta; Lepidoptera; Nymphalidae
Source: the annotation of a GenBank genome assembly
AUGAAUAGAUUACGUUUGUUAUUUAAAACGCUUAAACUUAGCAGAAAUAUACCACUCCGUAGAGCAAAUAAUAAUUUCUUACCAACGGUUGUAACUAUGACUGCAGUCAAAACAAUCAAAGAUUUGGGAUAUGCCUUUAACACUGAAGGACAAUUAAGAAAAAUAAAUGAAAAUGGACAGCCAGGAGAUGAACCAUUUCAGUUUAAUAUAAGUAAUGAUCAUCAAGAAUGUCAGGCGCACUAUGAAGUACUUGGUGAAGCAAUAACAGAGCACAUUUAUUAUCUUCUCGAAACUGAAGUGAAUUUAAAACGAUUGCCAGUUCCUAAAGGCAGUAAAGAGGAAAAUGGUACUUUCAUAUUUGUAUCAGAAGACUAUGACACAAAAGAUGUAGUAUUAGUUUUGAUACAUGGAUCUGGAGCUGUCAGAGCUGGGCAGUGGGCUAGAUCCUUAAUAAUAAAUGAUUGUCUUGAUAAUGGCUCACAAAUACCUUACAUAAAGCAAGCUCAAGCAAAGGGUUAUGGUAUAAUAGUUUUAAAUUCAAAUGACAACUAUAGAGGAGAUAAAAAAAUACCUCAUAGUGGAAGUUCCGAAGAUCACGCAAAAUAUGUUUGGAAAGAAUAUAUUGCAAAUGUAAAAGCAAGUAGCAUUUUAAUUCUUGCUCACAGCUAUGGAGGUGUGCUUACAGUGACAUUGGCUGAUAAAGAAAAGAAAGUAUUUGAAAAGAAAGUUAAAGCAGUGGCUUUAACUGAUUCAGUUCAUGGGUUUUCUGGUGUUAAAAUAUCGAAUUAUUUGAAGAAUGUGUCAAGAAAUUGGAUUUCAAGUACCUCACCAUUAGAUACUCCAAUGAAAACUCCAGAGUUUGAUAUUAAUAGAGUAUCAGCAGGUCAUCCUAAGCACGAGAUGACUUCAUGUAAAUGUAUAGAAUCAGUCUUUAAGUUCUUCGAAGAGAAGUUGAAAGAA